Molecule: messenger RNA, 664 nt
Organism: Moneuplotes crassus
Lineage: Eukaryota; Ciliophora; Spirotrichea; Euplotida; Euplotidae
Source: the annotation of a GenBank genome assembly
UAUAUCCAUUUUAAUAAAUAUGAGUCUCAAGAUUUUCUACAAAGAUAGCUACUGUGCCAAUGCUAACUCUAUCAAGAUCGCUGCUGACCUUAGCGGAGCUGAAUUCGAAAGUGUAAAAACUACUAAAGAAGAAUUUACUGCAAGCAAAGGGGAUAAGUUAAGUUUACCAUACGUCGAAGUUGAAGAACAAGGAUUAUCAGAGACCAAUACUAUCUUGAGACAUAUCGCUAGACUUAACCCAGACUCUAAUCUUUAUGGAAAAUCUCUUUAUGAAUCUGCCAUGAUUGAUACCGUCUUAGACCAUGCAUACAGUCUCCUUGAGGAAGCUAUCAAGAUUACUUGCACUGCUUUGGGAUGCAGAUCAACUACUUCAGCUGAUUUCAAGGCCGAUAAAGAAAAAUAUGUUGCAAUUCUUAAGGAACUUGAAAAAGUGUUAGAUGGUAAAGACUUCUUUGUUGGAGAAGGCAUUACCAUUGCUGAUAUUAGAGUUGCCAGUAUCUGUGCAUACCCAUUUAGACUUCUCAUGGAUCCAGGAACUGCUAAACAAGUGCCAAAUCUCAUUGCUCACUUCGAAAGAAUCUCAGCAAAUGAAAGCUUCAAGAAGUUCUUCGGAACUACUCAUGUUGCUAAGAGACCAAUUAAGGUUAAGUUUGCUAAGAAGUAA